GGCCCUGGUUUACCGGAAGAGCUACCUGUUCCGUGACGACUUUGACAAUUGCUACAUCACCGAACAGUUCAUCCAGAUCGACGUGAUGAGGGCCAGAACUGGGAAAAAAACCGUGUUGCCGCUCAGCUACCAGGAGGCCAGUCGUUACAUCCAGCCCUGCUCGCUCUUCCUCACCGUAUCAGAGAAGAAGAGAUACCUGAUCGGCUUUGUCCGUGUCCUACGCCAAGGAAUCUCCAUCCUGACCAUCAUCCUGGUGGACUACAGCGUCUUCUGGAUCUUGGACAUGGUCAGCUACCACCUACAGGUCGAGAUUAUCGCUCGCUCUCCAGUGAUUCUGGGCAUCACGGUGAACGGUUCGGGCUACGCCUCGGACAUUUACCGCAACGUGGUGUCAGCCUUCGACUCGGUGCAGAGCGGGAAUGUCACGGUCAUCUCACGCAAAUGUUUCAUCCGACCCUCCCCGCCCAACUUCAAGAUAUACACCCUCAUCGGAGUCUUGUAUGGAUGUAUUUUCUUCAUCGUCUUGUUUGGGGCCUACAUCACACGGCUUCGACGAUACGUCUGUUCCGUCUACUACCCAUCCAGAGAGCGGGAACGGAUCUGCUAUCUGUACAACCAGAUCCACUCCAAACGUGACUCGCUCAUCGACGCCCUGUUCAAAACUGUGAAGAGAAACUCGACAGAUGCCGGUCACACCAGUUUCUUGCUGGUCCUGGCAGCAAGGUGGCGCGUGUUUGCCUGGAUCGCGGCGUUGACGGGAACGUUCCAGAACUACUGCAUGGCGUGUGGGAAGAUCGCGGAGGGGGAGGAGUACGAACUGUUUGUCCCCUGCAUCACACCCGGCUGUAAAGGUUUCUACUGCACCGACUGCUACCGGGAAAUGAACAACAUCUGCACCGUGUGCAUGGGGCCCCGCGCCGACCGGGGGGACAUCGACGAGGAGGUGUAA
Messenger RNA from Leucoraja erinaceus (little skate), 949 nucleotides. Its product is annotated as DC-STAMP domain-containing protein 2-like. The record is from RefSeq and is a predicted model, not a curated record. Lineage: Eukaryota; Metazoa; Chordata; Chondrichthyes; Rajiformes; Rajidae. The annotation marks the transcript as partial. The transcript is spliced from 7 exons. Gene Ontology annotation, cellular component: membrane.